Molecule: messenger RNA, 3692 nt
Organism: Glycine soja
Lineage: Eukaryota; Viridiplantae; Streptophyta; Magnoliopsida; Fabales; Fabaceae
Product: SUPPRESSOR OF ABI3-5-like
Exons: 16
Coding region: 283-3483 (1066 amino acids)
Biological process (GO): mRNA splicing, via spliceosome
Cellular component (GO): nucleus
Molecular function (GO): RNA binding
Source: RefSeq, a predicted model, not a curated record
AUUAUAUAUCGGCGGUGGUGGAUAUUGAGUUAUUGACCUUCAUUCUCAUAGAAAGAGUCUCGCCUAGCCACUACUCCUACUUCAUAUCAUAUCAUUCACAUUCAUCUCUCUUCUUCCAUCCAUCAUCGAAGUAAUAACAACAUUCGCGCGCUCUUCGUAUUUUCCUUCUUCAAUCCGCGCGACACCAAAACCCUAGAUCCGGCGCAAUCAUCGGGAGAGAGAAAGUUUUUGACUUUGAGACAAUAUUGCUAGAGAGAGGACCGGUGGUGGGCUUGGCAAGAAAUGGAUCCUGGUCGCUAUGCUCUGCAUCAAGGCUGGGAUAAUAACAGCGCUCUUGAGGGAUACAGCACCGUCCAUGACCCCAACUUCCGGGUUGGCGGUUCCUAUGAUGAGAGAAGGUUUAUAGAUGAAAGAUAUCCAAGGGAUGCCGUUUACCAGAGAAAUAAUUUCCCCCGUGACAUUUUGGAUAGGGAGGCUUAUCUGCCGCCAGGACCUCCUGUUGGCCACUGGAGUCAAACCAAACGGAGAGGUUAUGAUGAAGAUUAUCCACUUGACAGGGAAUCUAGACGUUUUCAGAGGCCCUAUCAUGAAUCAUAUGAUCAGAUUGAUGGUUUCAGGGAUCGUGAGAUUGACACCUAUCCAGAAUAUGAAAGGUUUCGGGAUGGCUAUACUGGCAUUGAAAACUAUGGUGAUCGAGGAUAUGAUAAACCUGCCAGGUUUGUAGGACAUGACCGUGAUGAUUAUGCAUAUGAUGAUGAUUAUGACUACAAGUCCCGAGCAUCCUCUCAUCAUCGUAGGGAGGAUAGCCAUGAGAGGGAUCAUGAUCAUGGUCGACAUAGUUAUGAUUCUGAUUAUGAAAGAAGUAGUAGAAGAGAUAGUAAUUGGAGGCGACGCAAAUCACGUGAUCGGGAACGAGUUAAGAGUGGUCAUAGUCGGGAAAGAGAUCUGAGUCCGCAUAGGAGACAUGAGCGUUCUCAUUCACAUUCACAUUCUCGUUCUCGAUCUUGUUCACGUUCUCGAUCCCCGUCUCAUUCCCAUUCCCGGUCUCAAUCUCGUGGAUAUGAUGACCAUCCAAGAUCUAGGUCCCCCCGAGGUCGAAGCCAUGGUCGAAGUUAUAGGGAAGAUAGCUAUACUGACAGUCGAUAUGACAAAAGUGAAAGACGUAGGGAUCGUGAUGAUAAACGUCUGUGGGAGCAUUAUUCUGUGGCCCCAUCUGCAACUGUUGUUGUGAAAGGUCUUUCACAGAAGACAACUGAAGAAGAUCUAUACCAAAUCCUUGCUGAAUGUGGUCCCCUCCGUCAUGUUCGUGUUAUAAAGGAGAGAAAUUCUGGUGUCUCUCGUGGAUUUGCAUUCAUUGAUUUUCCUUCUGUGGGAGCUGCCCAAGGAAUGAUGGACAAACUAGGAGAUGAUGGUCUUGUUGUGGAUGGCAGAAAACUUUUCUUUGAAUAUAGUAGUAAGCCAACAGGAGGUCCUGGUCCAGAUGGAGCUAUGAAAUCAGGUCAUAAUUAUAAGAGCAUGAUGGUUCCAUCCGAUUGGAUGUGCACUAUAUGUGGCUACAUAAAUUUUGCACGCCGGACUUCCUGCUAUCAGUGUAAUGAGCCACGAACUGAUGAUGCCCCUGCAGCAGAUAUUUCAUUGUCUAAUUCAGCAGCUAUAGGAAAGAAAGGUUCAGAAGCAGGUCCAACUCAUGUGUUGGUUGUCCGUGGAUUGGAUGAAAAUGCGGAUGAGGAAAUGCUCCGCUAUGAGUUUUCCAAACAUGCUCCGAUUAAGGAUCUGCGUCUUGUGAGAGACAAGUUUACUCAUGUCUCAAGGGGAUUUGCAUUUGUACACUUUUAUUCGGUGGAGGAUGCUACCAAAGCUCUUGAGGCAACGAAUGGAACUAUGCUUGAAAAGAAUGGGCAGAUUCUAAGAGUGGCGUAUGCAAAAAGUAUCCUGGGCCCUGGAUCAGGAACAUCAGGAACUUCCCAAUCAAGCAGUCUUGCAGCUGCUGCUAUCGAGGCUGCGACAUUUGCCCAACAGUAUGAUUCUGUGGGAUGGGCUCCAAAAGAAUACAACCCAGAUGCCAAACAAUCUACUGGUCCAGAGCAAACUGGUGCAGAAGUUGGUGCUCCACAAUCAGGCUUUGUUUGGGAUGAAGCAUCGGGUUAUUACUAUGAUGCUGCUUCUGGGUUUUACUAUGAUGGAAAUACUGGUCUUUACUAUGAUGGUAAUAAUGGGAUUUGGUAUUCAUAUGACCACCAAACUCAGCAGUACAUACCUUGCACUGAUCAAAAUCAGAAUAAAGCAUCUAAUGAGUCUGAACCUUCUAAGGUAUCUGAUGGUUCUGGAAGUAAAAAGGUCAUUUCUGCACCAGCUACUGCUGUUGCACCGGUUGAGAAGCCAGCUUCAUUGGCAGAUGCUGUCCAGGCUGCAGCAACUGCUGCUUUAGCUGCAGAGAAGAAAGAGAAAGAAAAAUCAAAGGAAAUAAAACUUGCCUCAAAAAGCAGUAUACUGGCAAACAAGAAAAAAAUGAACAAUGUGUUGACAAUGUGGAAACAAAGGAGCCAUGAGGGGCAGGCUACUCGAGUGGCUCUGGAAGACAAUCAGCCUUCUGUUUCAGCUGAUGAUAGGUCAUAUUCUUCUGGACAUUAUGCAAAGAAUAAGUUAAAAAAUGAGACUAUGGUAAGGGAAAGUAAUGCUUCUAAUCCAGGAAGUCACACAACUCUUGCCCAGAGUGCUGCUAUUGAUUCUCAGGCACAGCCACAGCCUGUUAGUAAUAGCCUUGGAGGCACUGUGAUGGGGGUUAUAAGGGGCUCAGGAAGAGGGGUUGUUAAAGCAGAUACUUAUUCAGGUUCUACAUCUGUUGCAUCAUCUAUGCCAAGUUUAUCUACAGCAAAUGUUGAUGCACAGACAGUUGCUACUCCCUUUAGAACAGAUGUAUCUGCCCUGGGUUCAUAUACACAAUCUGUGAUUGUUGGAAGUGGUCGAAGAAGGUUUUCAGAAAUGCCUCAUUCUGCUUCAACUCACAAGGAACAACCUCAAACAACUUACCGGGACCGUGCAGCUGAGAGGAGGAGUUUAUAUGGCUCAUCAUCUUCAGUUGGAAAUGAUUUAGCUGACCUUGAAAUUGGCGAUUCAAAUCGAGAUUUUGCAUCAAGGAAGGGUGAUCCCAUGCCAUUCCCUCCUGGGGUUGGUGGAGGACGCAUAGUUGGAGAUGCCAACCUUGAUACUUUUGAGGUGAUUACGGCAGACAAAGCAAUUGAUGAAAACAAUGUUGGUAAUCGGAUGCUUCGCAACAUGGGCUGGCAAGAAGGAUUGGGACUAGGAAAGGAUGGGAGUGGAAUGAUAGAGCCUGUCCUGGCACAAGCCACCGAAAAUAGGGCAGGACUUGGGAGUCAACAGAAGAAGUUGGAUCCUAGCCUUGAGGUGCAAGCAGGGGACAGUUACAAGAUGCUUAUUCAUAAAAAAGCACUUGCCAGGUUUCGGGAGAUGUCAGAGAGUUAAGAUUUCAGCACAGCAUAUAGGAUUUGAUUUAGCUUCGAUAAUUAUUAUUUAGAUGUUAUAUAAAUAUUCUUAUUGUAAACACUAGUUUGCCAGAACAAUUUUGAAAUUUAGUCAACAUGUCAAAUUCUGCCCAAAUUAAGCACGAUCUCUGCUUUGGUUGAACUCUGACGAGUGUUUUGGAAUGCCAUUCAAUUUUUGUUUUGCCUUUA